This is a messenger RNA of Ctenocephalides felis (cat flea), 777 nucleotides long. RefSeq lists its product as uncharacterized. Gene Ontology annotation, molecular function: beta-tubulin binding; microtubule binding. The record is from RefSeq and is a predicted model, not a curated record. The transcript is spliced from 7 exons. The coding region runs from base 1 to 777 and encodes 258 amino acids. Lineage: Eukaryota; Metazoa; Arthropoda; Insecta; Siphonaptera; Pulicidae.
AUGAUAUCAGAAUUAGUGCCCUUGCCCAAGGAAUUAAUAGGAGUAUACUUCAAUGCUCCAUACGAAGAACCACCACCUCCGCCUCCUGGAGAGGUGAGAUCUCCAGAACAAAUCGAAUUAGCUAUCAAAAUAAUGGAGAAAAAACUAGAAGCAUUACCUCUUGUAACAAUCACUCUUCCGCCUGGUGUAUUGUGGUUUGAGCCGCCUUUGGCCUGUCUAUGGGAAGACCCUAUGAAGUAUGCGACCAAAAGGGGAGCACGAUUCGAUGAGAAGCAUAAAACUCGUAGAAGUAGUGUAAUGCCUGCGGGUCGUCAGUCACUUUUAGCCGACUGGGUCCCAUCAGAUAGGGGUCAAAAAAGACGUCCCAGUACUGGAACGCCAGGUGAUUUGGGCGACAGGGAAGCUCAAAGCAGUGCUGCAGCUAGAGCUUCAGUGUUACUUGCACAAACUCCCACAAAAGCUCCACCUCGAAUGAGUUUGCAACAACGUCUAUCGAUAGCAACUGGAGAAGCUCAAGCUCCUCAAGAUCAGACUAGAAAUCUAUUGGAAGAGCUUCUGGAAGAGCCACAAUCUGAGACUGAAUCUGAGGAGUCAGUAUUUGGAGACCUGAUUCCUCGUGAGAUAGUUGUCAAUAGUGAGCCUCGAGAAAAAUUUACAAGAACUGGAUAUUGGACCACCAAGUACAUACACGAUUCUAAGUUUAAUGAAGAAAAACAAACCAUAACAUUUCGCACAAGUAAACUAGGUAUUUUGAAUUCAAAUGUAUUUUUGGCUUAG